Symbiodinium natans is the source of this 3708-nucleotide messenger RNA. The record is from the annotation of a GenBank genome assembly. Lineage: Eukaryota; Dinophyceae; Suessiales; Symbiodiniaceae.
AUGGCAGGCCUAGCGAAGGCCAUGGCAGCCAUUCAACAGAUGGAAGCAAAAGCCACCUCGAACAAGAAGAACUUCCGGCUCAUAGCCGACCCGUGCAUCAGUGUCGAAUCCUUGAAGCGGCCACUCCGUAACUAUCUAGAGUUUCACAAGAGCAGCGACAUGUGGUCGCUGGUGUGUCCGCCACCUGGCGGACCCCUCACCUUUACGUGGCACACGCCACCGAACGGAAGUUGGCUUUCGAAGUGCAUUGGACUGCUGUACGACCUCCUAGAAGUAGCUCCAAAUUCGAAGCUUCAAUCUGUGAAGCUGCUUCGGGCCUUGAAGUCUCUUGUCGAGGACAAGACCAUGAGCAUCUGUACUCGCAAGAUGACAGAGUCUGAUGUCUUGGACCGGAUAGACCUCAGCAUUCGGCUGCUCCUCUCGCACCUCCGGCAGCUCAAGCAGAACCUCUCCUUGAAGCUAAAAGUUCUUCGUAUGUGCACAGACGACGAGAAGAUGAAGAAGAUCAAUCUCACGUUGGACAAGCUGGAGCUGCCGAUGGAGCUUCUUGUUGGUGAUGCGAAGCCCUUGUUGGAAGAAGGGGAAGCGGAUGGUGAAGAGGAAAACGCAAGCCCAGUCAGGCCAUGCACGACCAUGGUGGUGUAUGAGCCGCAGCCCGCCUUCGUCAGCCCAGUCACCUCUGCUCCUCCGCCCACCUCCCAGCCCACCUCCCAGCCCAUCGCCAAGCCCAUCUCCACACCCAGCUCGUCGGCGAGAGUUCCAUGGACUCUUCCCCAGUUGCCACAGAUUUUCGCCAAGAUCAACCAGGGCACUGGCAGGCAGGAUCACAAAAAAACUUCCGAGGACGAGUGUGUGGCAAAAGGCAAGGCCAAAGCAAAGGUCUUGAAACCCAAGGCCUGCAGUCCCAAGGCCAAGGCCGGCAGUUCCAAGUCCUGCAAGUCCAAGGCCAAAGCCAAGACUUGCAAGCCGAAGGCCAAAAGCUCCCAGCCCGACAUCGCGAAGCCUGGAGACUCCAAGACCCAAACCCAGGCCUCCAAGCCCGAAGCCUCGAAGACCUCCAAGAACGAGCUGGACAUCCUUGCAGCAGCCAUGAAUUUGGUGCCCGACGUUGCCUUGGCGAAGAAGAAGGCGAAGAACGAGAAGAAGCAGCCGAAGAUCGAAAAGAAGACCGACAAGAAAGAUGCAGUGACCAAGAAGAAUGUCCCAAAAAAAGAAGAGCCCAAGAAGCCCAAGGCUGAGAUGACAGAUGCGAAGAUGCCGAAGGCCAAGAAGUUGAAGAAGGAAGGCCCCGAGGUCGCAGCGAGCGAUGUGCCUUUCCCCAAGCUUCCCGUGAAUUAUGUGUUCGAAGCUACCACGUAUGGCGAGUGCAAAGUCGAGUUUUACAAGCAGAAGAGUUACAUCCGGAACUACGAUGCAAUGGGCAAGAAGAGAAGCAUCAUCAGCAGCUGCCACCCCAAGCACCACACCAUUUGUGAGCAGCUUGUGCCACAUGUAAAGGAAGGGAAAUCCUUGCUGGAGCUUUACCAGUGUAGGAUCGACAUUGCAGUGCGAUCAUGUCUGGAGCGGCUCGGUGUCAACAACUGCUUGGACAUCCAGCUGGUCCGUGACAAGUACUGGGUUGAGGGCCGAAAGCGUUCGGAGCACCAGGAGGAUGCCGGCUAUGCCAUCGCCCAGCUCGACCAGGUGUUCCUGCCGGAGAUCUGCAGUGGCAAAGUUCUUGCAGCUUCGUGGGCGGAGGACCCCAAGCCGAAGGUGUCGGCAGAAGCUGGGCCUGGAGUGCCGUCAGCUGCCCCUUGGAUCAACGUGCCGCUGCCACCACCCCCGGUGUUGCCGUCCUGGCCGGCUUUUCCGCCGCCGCCACCACAGCUGGAUGAGGAUGCGGAGGAUGUGGUGCACUUCGUGCCUUGGUUCCUUCACAGUGAGAAUGUUUUCUUGAGUUCUGGUGGACCAACAGAUCCCUACGAGAUUAUCCCCAUGGAGGGCGAGGACGAGAGCAAGGAGGUCGAGGGCGAGGCCACCAAGCAUCUUACCUGCGAGAUCGAGAAACUCCGUGCUGCUGGGCUAGAAGAGGUGCAGGACGACGACGAGGAGCCCAACGAUGAGGCCCAGCAGGACGACGAGGCCGAGAAGGACAAGGCCAACGAAGACGGCAGCCAGUCGGAGGAGGAGGAGGAGGGAGAGCAGGCCCUCUUCGAGCUCGCGAAGCAGGCGAGGCAGCAGGCGGAGCAGACGGAGCAGGCGAAGCAGGAGCAGGCGAAGCAGGCGGCGACGAAGCUCCAGCUCUUCGAGCCGGCAAUGCCUGUGCCGACGGAUGUCGAAGUCGAGGAAGUCCCACCACAGCCUCGGAAGAAACCAGCCGCCAAAGCAGCGAAGACCGAUGUCGAUGCCGAGGAAGACCCACAGCCUCAGAAGAAACCAGCCGCCAAAGAGCCAGCAGCGAAGACCACGGCGAAGCCCAAGAAGAAUGCGGAGGCAAAGAUGAAGGACAAGGUCCAGCCCAAACAGAUAGCCAAGGCCAAAGCAAAGAACCUGGUUCUCAAGAAGCCCUCUGCAGCUCCACAAAGCCAGAAGCGAACAGCCGACGACGACAAGGGCAAGGGUACCUCUGAGAAGAGCAAGAACAAGGGUACCUCUGACAAGAGCAAGAGUACCUCUGACAAGAAGAGCAAGGUGAUUUCCUCAUGGGCCACACCCUUGUUUGCCGAGAAGGAAGAUGCCGAGGAAGAGGGCGGCGAAGAGGAGGCGGCAGAGGUCGACGAAGAGAUCGAUGUGUUCAACACGGACCCCGAGACCCAGACGAAGAAAGACCGAGCGAAAGAUUUUAAAUUUAAGCAGAUGUACCAGAACAACCAGUUGCCCGACUGGCUCGCGGCAAAAUACCGCGAAACGCUCUCCAUGAAGGUGGGGCGUGUGGAGCAGCAGCGAAAGCUCGUGAACAUGUGCCUCGAUCGCACAAAGGAUCAGAAGCUGGUCGUGAACCUGAACAAGCCGAUGUUCAAGGAGAUGCAAGAGACCUGGACGAAGAUCCAGUCCAAGAAAGCAACAAAGACCUUAUCCAAAACACUCUUCUGUGGUAAGUUCAACCUCACAGAGGAUGCUUUCCAAGCCGGGCUCCAGGCGGGAGAGUUUUACGAAGUGACCGACGAGAAUGGCACGUGCAAGUACGGGUGGGAUACGGCCGAGCACAGUGAGACAAAAGCCAAGAAGGCUGCCAGUGUAACCGAGACAGCCGGCAAAAUUAGCAAGGAGCAGCAGGGCUUGGUGGCAGCUGUUGCCGACAAGUGGAGCAUCGGGUUGUUUCGGAAGGCCAGCCGUUCCCCCAAGGCCACAGCCUCCAGCAGCAGCGAGAAGAAGGUGCCCUUGGCUAUCAUGGACCAGCAGCCCCAGUCUCUCUCGUCGAAGGAUUGGGAGAUGGCCAAGCAGCAACUGCACAUGGCGCAGAAAGCCUUCGAGCAGAUCAAGAACUCGGCACAGAAGCUGCUGACAGGAUUGACCAAGGAGGACAAGUUUUACGAUCAGGCGGCCACGAGCGAGAAGGUCAAGAUUGAUCACAUCCAUACAUGGCAGGAGCUACCGGAUGGCUCAGAGAUCACGACCCUGAAGUACGAUGAAAUGAUGCUGGAGUUUGGCACAAAGGCCGAGCAACUUGAAGAGCAAUUCGCUGCUGUCAAGGCACAGCACUCUGUCGUCAGUGCUCGCAAAGCCUAG